AUGGAAGCAAAUAGGAUCGUGUAUUUCUUACAUACUCUCGGACUUCUCUUGUGGUGGCUUCCAUUCCCAUGCUGUAGGUGUGGGUCGAAUGGGAGUAUCGCGUGUCCGGAGAUGUGCACUUGCGAGAGUAAUUUGACACCUAACAACACAGCUGGCGUCAUAGUUACGUGCAAUCUGACGGACACGUUGACAACUUUACCACAAAUGGAUCCAAAGGAUGCUGAGACAGUAACGGAACUAGCCAUCCAGAAUCAACCACACUUUCGGUCACUCGACGGAGAAGCUAUCCAGUUCUAUAAACAUCUGGAGGUUCUGAUUAUCACCAACACCAGCCUGAAGUAUGUGAACGAGAGCACUUUCAGCCAUACUCUGAGACUGAACACUCUGCUGAGUGGAAAUCCUCUGCCUUGCAACUGUUCUCACCAGUGGCUCCAAGUGACGAUCUUACACAUUGACACCGACAUGUUCUGCUUGGCUCAGACCCAAGACGUCUGGCGCGGAGACCUGGCUGGAGAGCGACAAUCCUGGAAUGAAAGCGGAAUUUUGACUAAUAAAACGGCAGACCGUGCCCUAUUGGCGCUGUCAGAUGUGGAUUUCAGCCACUGUAAUAAUAUCACUUUCUGUAUUGUUGGGCUGGUUCCCGCUGAUAUCAACGAGUUUGGACUACGACCUCACCCAGGAAUCAGUGGGGUCCUGAGAGGACGUAACAAGCCUGCCAAUGAGAGGGUUUACGGACACGGACAUGAUCAAUUGCCCUCCCAGUCAAAUGAGACGCACCCUGGACUGAAUAGCAGCUCUACCAACAUCACUGCAACUGAUAAAAGUUUUAUAAAUAGUUCCCAAAUCAUAGUUAUUACUUCAACAUGCGUCGCACUAUUGUUUGUCUGCGCUGUCGUUAUCUUCUGUAUUAUUCGUCGACGAAAAUCACGAGUCCUGGCGAGGGGCAGAAAUGCAAGGAGUCAAAUGUUCUCUGCCUGGAAGAGCACCCUUCAGGAGAGUGUUCCUCUUACUGGUGUUCAACUGGUGGACAAUCCAAACUACAAUGGACACGGAAGGAAAAGGGACGAAAGCUCUAGCUCUCUCAGGAAAAUAAAACUAGAGACAAUCCUCCUGAUUCGUGCCAUUGGGGAAGGAGCUUUCGGGCGAGUAUUCUUGGGCACUUGUGCUCAUUUGCUGAAGAAAGACGAGUUUACGUUUGUAGCAGUGAAGACUCUGAAAGGUGAUUGCAACGAACUGGUGAGAGCAGAUUUUGAGCGAGAGGCUGAGAUGUUGGCGACUUUACAGCAUCGGAACAUAGUCACCUUCUACGGUGUGUGUACAGAGGGCGAACAGUGGAUGAUGGUCUUCGAGUUUAUGGAACAUGGAGAUCUGAACAAAUACUUGAGAGAUCGUGACCCCGAUUCCAGAAUUCGUGUUCAUGAAAAUAACCGUGCAGAUCAACCAUUACAUACUGAUGAAUUAAUGAAGAUCAUAAUGCAGAUUGGCAAUGGCAUGGAAUAUCUGGCAUCUCAACACUUUGUUCAUCGUGAUUUGGCUACACGGAAUUGUCUGGUUGGCUCUAGCUACAUCGUCAAAAUCGGAGAUUUCGGCAUGUCACGAGAUGUCUACAGCACAGACUAUUACAGGGUAGGGGACGCUGCAGUACUUCCGGUACGAUGGCUGCCGCCUGAGAGCUUGGUGUACCGGACGUUCACGGUAGAGUCUGACGUAUGGAGUUUUGGCGUGACAGUGUGGGAGAUCUACACCUACGGCAAACAGCCGUGGUACGAGUACUCCAAUAUGCAGGUCAUUGAGCACAUUCGAAACUGCAAGCUCCUUAGCCGCCCACCGAACUGUCCCGACGUAGUGUUUGACCUGAUGCUGGGCUGCUGGAAAGCGAACCCACAGGAGAGACUCACAAUGUCACAAAUCUGCAAUAUUCUGAGAGAGGAACUGUCCAAGCAUCCUGUUUAUUUGCCAAUCAUUCCAUCGUAG
Molecule: messenger RNA, 1974 nt
Organism: Aplysia californica (California sea hare)
Lineage: Eukaryota; Metazoa; Mollusca; Gastropoda; Aplysiida; Aplysiidae
Gene: trk
Product: tropomyosin-related kinase
Biological process (GO): positive regulation of kinase activity; multicellular organism development; cell surface receptor protein tyrosine kinase signaling pathway
Cellular component (GO): axon; signaling receptor complex; membrane
Molecular function (GO): neurotrophin receptor activity; neurotrophin binding; transmembrane receptor protein tyrosine kinase activity
Source: RefSeq, marked validated